UUGCUCACCUGUCCCGUAUUCCACCAUGAGAAAUCUGGUCACCCUACCAAUGAGAGAAUUAAAAAGACAGGCAUUUUCUCCUGAGGUGGUCAGUCACUGUGCUGCCAACAGUGGCUUUGAAGAAGUAAAAUGUUGGGUGAGACGCUCCGGAAAACUGCUGACAAUAGAGUAGCUUUGAAAACUAAAUACUUUGAGGAUGGAUGCCCUCUAUGACCUGUUUUUUGGUUCUCUUUGAAAGCUGAACAUUUUCAUCUCCACAGCCAAUGUCUGAAAACCUUCUAAAAUUCUCUCUAGAUCUAGAUUUUGAAAGAAAAAAAAAUGUGGGCUUAUUUUUGAUAAUAAGAAAAGAAGGCUUUCAAUAUCUGCCUUUACAAAAAAUUUACUUUAUCUGACAGUCCAGUUUAGCUCUGGGUUUGAAUACAUAGGCUUACAUUUCAUUGUAGGAUAUACAAAUAGCAGUAGGCCUACAUCAAAAAUGUGCAGGUUACCUGAAUGCACAGUAUUCAUAAAACAGUAGCCUACAUACAGUAGAUGACGUACUAUAUCAGGGGUGUCCAAACUCGAUCCUGGAGGGCCACUGUCUUGUAGAGUUUAGCUCCAACUUUAGCAACAAACCUGCCUGGAAGGUUCUAUUAUGCCUAGUAAGACCUUGAUUAGAUGGUUCAGGUGUGUUUAAUUGGGUUGGAGCUGAACUCUGCCAGACAGUGGCCCUCCAGGAGCAGGAUUGGACACCCCUGUACUAUAUCAUAGGCUGCAUCCGAAAACUGGAAAAUGUUGCCUUAGGAGGACACAUUUCAAGGUAAGAAGGCAUCAAGGCACGUCCGAAUUCAAUGUUAGCUUCACUUCCUGUUUCCUGAGAUACCUUCAUCUGAUCGAUUUUUGAAGACAACAUAGAUGUAUCCUUCGCUGCCUUUGAUAUCCCACAAUCCUGUGCUUUCCAUUCUGUGACAGCUGAGCUAGAAAAAUAAAUAUGGCGUCCAAAAGUUGCGUUUGCUGUUCAGUUUUUGACUAACAUUUUCCACUACUGAUGUCAUUUCUAGCGAGAAUUACUACUGUAGUAAUUUGUUUUGUUCUCAUCUAUUUUGCUGUAGAUCAUUAAACUGUUACGCUGCCUCAGAAGUCUGUCCGAAAUCAGUUUCGUGAGGUACCUUCAUGCACAAACGCUGCCUUACAAAGCAUUGCCUGAAAAGGCAGCAGGUCAGCUGCCUAGGUUUUCGGAUGCAGCCAUAGUUUAACAUAAUUCAGACUAGACCACAGGCCUACUUCAUUGAUGGUCAAAAACCCUUUUUACUUUAAGGAACUUAUCACCAAUACUAAUAUUUCAAGUGCCUCAAAACUUUUCGUUUUGGUUAUAAACUAUUGGCUGCUUAAGUUCUUGCAGGAAAUUAUGGAUUCCAUUUUGUAAGCUCUUCUGAAAACUCAAGGGUCCGAGGAGCUCUAAAAUUUAGAGUCUAAAUGGUAGCUUGACGACUGUUUUCUUCUAUAGAUAACCGUGAUUCUUUCACAUACAGUCAAGACGAGGAAAUGCACGCAUGAAUUCAUAACAUAUACACACAGAGAGAGAGAGAGAGAGAGAGAGAGAGAGAGAGAGAGAGAGAGAGAGAGAUGUAGUAAGAGGCGGGGAUCAACGGCGCAGGAGCGAAACGGAAAAUCCGUCUUCGACAAUAAGCAUCAGUCUCCGUGCCGAUCUGAAGCUGUUUUACGGACACGUCGAUCUUAUAUGCAACAGUAUUUUUUUAAAGAGGGGAAUCGAGCAGAAACAAGAUGUUUUUGUAUAAGAGUUAGAAGUGGAACUUGAGUAGCCGAAGUCUUGGGCGUAUCUCCACUUUUGUUCAUUUAUUUUCGAACUGAAAAACAGCCGACGCUGAGCGCAUCUGAUCUUCCCCGAGCGCUCGGUGCUGAUGAGGGCUUUGUCGGUGUGAUCCGUGCGCGAUGGCCGCUUCGGGCGGACAGAAGAGUGAGAAGUUAGAUGAAGCUCAGGCUCUAGCGAGGAGUUGCGCAGGGCGACCGGACUUUCUGCCCUGCGAUGGACUAUCCAUCUGCGCCACACACAGCCACGGGAAGUGUUUCAAGCUGCACUGGUGCUGUCAUCUGGGCUGGUGCCACUGUAAAUACGUCUACCAACCCAUGACCAGUGUAUGCCAACUUCCCAGCACACCGGUUCCAGUUGCCCCCUCAGGUCACAGCCACACCAUGAACCUGUCCAUCUCCCUGGCUGAGCGCUUUCUCAGGACGGCUCCCAAGUUCCGGGCUCCACCCUGCCCAGAGUCUCCCAAGUUCUGUGUCAUCUCUGACCUCUUUGUGGAUGAUUACAUGGUCAAACGUAUCAACGGUAAGAUGUGUUAUGUGCAAAGGCCGCCUCCACCUACACCAAAUCCCACACACCAACCCCAAACGCCGGCAUCUCAACCUGCACCCCAACGUACCAACAAGCACAGAGGGCAAGCCGGCCCAACUGUUAAACACGGCCAACCAAACGAGAAGAUCUCAGGCCCUAAAAUGGACCACUGCUCCUCUCCCUCCAGCUCAGAAGACUCUGGAAUUAAUGCAUUGGGUCUGCACUACAUGGAAUCAUGUGAUGAGGACUCCUGCGUGGAUGAUGAUGACGAGGAAGAAGAGGAUGACGACCUGAGUACCGAUGGGGACUCCAGUCCCGGUAGCCUCUGGGACCAGGAUGAGUGCACUUUACUGUCACCGUCCAAAUCAAUGGUUGAGAUCAUUGAGAAGAUUGAGACUACGGUUUGACGUGCCUGUCAGUUAAUGCCACAGUUGAAAUUCUUUAGUCACGGAAACACUUCCCUACACUAUCCUAUCUACAGGUGCAUGAGUUCAAUGAGCCAGUGAAAGCACACACUCCCUGUUAUGGCAAUGCCAUCCGAGGUUGUCCCAGAAAACCCCUCGAGAGAUGAGUCAUGGAGACUUCUCUCCUGUUCUUACUACAACUCUCAUUUUCCCUAUAGUCUGUUACGCAUGGUGAGGCUAAUAUAGGUCACACUCAAGAAAGUGCGCUGACAUACACAUAUUGUGAGGACUCUGACCAAAUAGGACUCAAUACAUGAUAGAAUAUUUCAUGGAUGAACAGAUGUAUCAAAGUCGAACUCAAAAGUAUGAGGCUACCCAGGGUAUGUCUCUCCCUAGAGAGCUCAGCCACACUUUGUUCAAUGCAUAGAAGCGGAAGAGGGGAUGGCUGAUGCAAUAUGGAGAGAUCUAGACUAAGACAGUCGCUGUGGAGAGUGCUACAAAGAUAGGAGGAGAAAGAGUGAGGCAGAGAAAGAGAGGCUUUCAAUGUCCUGAUAGCAGGAUCAGUUAGAACAGUGACUAAAUCAUGCAUGAGCUCAGAGAACAGUAAUGAAACUUUGCGAUGAAAGGCGAUUGAAGCUCCGUGCUUGAGGGAAUGCCCUUUCGCUCAAAUUCUCUCACACACAGAAAUUCCCUACUGGCUCAGCCAAGGGUACAUGAGGGUUUCUUGUCUGUAACCAGACUAUGUGUGGAAAGACCAAUCCUCCCAUCCUCAUAGUCCUCAAGGUUUUUAGCUUCUUUGGGUAUGGAAUACAACGUUUUGACAAUCAGUUAUAGAAAAAGUAGAUUUAAGGUAAAGUUGAGUCUUUUUCUCCCAGGAACCUCAUUGUGAUGGACAUUUGUUCCAUUUUGUCAAGCGCCUGUACCACUUUAAAGUAUGUUGUGUUACAUUGACAAAGCCAAAGGUCUGCUUAGGGGCUGUUCACACAAGGGACAGGGUCUUGCAUCCAUCUGCUAGACAGAUGUUAUUUGUCCUUACAGAACAUCUCGCUGUUUUUUGUUUUUGUUUUUUUCCGGCAGGAGAAAAAAAGUCAUAUUUGGUACGACAUGAAGGUCAGUAAAUGAUGACAGAAUUUUUGGACGUACUAUUCCUUCAAUAUGCCACAUCAAGUUAUGACUGUUUUAAAACAGAGCAAAUCUGAGGAUUUAGGCAGGAUAUGUUCAUAUAAAUAUGGACAAGUCUAUUGAAGGUUUAUAUUAAGAACAAUGUAGAGAAAUUAAUGCUCCAGUAACAUUUACAUUCAUGCAUUUUGGAUAUACUGUUUCCAAAGCUUGCAUUACAUUCAAAGUAUACUUUUUUUUUUUUUUUUUUGAGUUUUUUUCAGUGCUUUCCAACAGAAUCAAACCCAUGGCCUUGGUGUUGCUAGUGCCAAGCCUGGUCAGGAAUACUAUAAACCAGCCUUCAGGUCAGUUCAGUUGCCCCUGUCUAGCUGAAUUUAACGCAAGAACACACUCUGUGUGAAGGGCCCCUUAGUGUCACUGAAAUCACAUCUUUGAGACCUUCACUGGCUGCAACAGUUUCAGUUUUUCUUUAGGGUCUAAGAACAUUUACUUCAUUCAGACUUGACAUAGCAGCUACAGGUUUCAUUUAAUCCUUGUAUUCAAGUUCAUCUUAUUAUUAUUAUUGAGACCACAAAUAAAACCUCUAAAUACCCAAGCACAGUUAUAGACUGGCCCUAAAUGCAGACGAAAAAAAGUAUGUCAGGACCUGUGUGUCAAAAAGUGCUUCUUUACCCCGGUUUGUUAAGCACAUUCCAAUGUGUUUGUUUUCUGUGAGGACUUGACUUAGGUGUCAGCCAUAUUGUAGACCCAAUCCUGUUCCCAGAGAUCUACCUACCUGCAAAACUCAGCUCCUACCUACCUGAUCAAACACAACUGAACCAGCUAAUUAAGAUCUUCAGGAGCACUUGAUAAUAUAAUAACCCCUGUUUUAGACAAAGACUUCAUCCGAAAUCGCACACUUUACUACUAUAUAGAAGGCAGGAAAAAAAUAUGUGACAAAAGAAGUAUGUCUGAAUUCACAGUACUCAUAAAAGAGUAAGCAAAAAGUACCCAGAUGAUCAACUAUUUCGGUGAGAUUCUGUAGUGUGCAUAUGAUGGACACUUUACUAUCCCAUUAGGCCACGGGAGAGGAUUUGUGAAUGGCAGUGAAGUGACGCAACUGAUGCUGGUAGGUCACGUUAUAAUGACAACAUGGCGGAUGUAGUACAUCUGGAUUACAUUCAUACUAUUAGAACAUACUUUUUUAGUGGUUGUGAAGUAAUUACUUAUUCAAAAUAAGUACCUACUCAGUGUGAUUUCAGAUGAAGCCUAUGAUCCCACUGCUGUCACUGCUGAGGUGGAAUACAGUCCUACGUGAAAUUAAAAUAAUUGCACAGAGAAUUCACACAUCAAUGUCUUGCUCCACAUUUUUAAAGGGAUUACAACUGUGUUAAUCAAAAAAAGUUAUGACAGUAUAUUUGCUAAUUAUGGGGCUACGAGCUGAGACUGCCAAGGAUGUACUUGCUGGAUGAAAACCAAUUGAACCUUUUUUGAUGAUCCAACCUGAUUUAUUUCAAGUUAUGGCUCAAAAUGUGACACUAGCUUACAGUUUGCCAAACCUAUGUAAUAUAUAAGCACAUAUGUAACUUCACUGCCUGAACAAAAUUAUCAAAUUUAGAGUUAUGCUGAAAAUCUGAUGGAAACUGAUCAUCACUGAAGGACCAUAAUCUAUAGAUGGUGCAGGUGUGAUUCUCUCCUUGUUACAGAAAGAAUGAAUAUGACUAUCCCUGUCUCUGCAGUUUCAUAUCAGGGACUGAUACUGUAGCCACAAAUAUAUACUGUAGAUACACAAAUGUUUAGCAAAUAUACCCAUUUUCUCCUUCUUUUUCUUAUAUCAAUUAUGGUAACUCACCUCUUAUUUUUUUUUCUUAUAAAGAAAUAUUGAAAAUAAGAAA
Ctenopharyngodon idella (grass carp) is the source of this 5735-nucleotide messenger RNA. RefSeq names its product chromosome 1 C3orf70 homolog (gene c1h3orf70). Lineage: Eukaryota; Metazoa; Chordata; Actinopteri; Cypriniformes; Xenocyprididae. The coding region runs from base 1933 to 2745 and encodes 270 amino acids. The record is from RefSeq and is a predicted model, not a curated record. The transcript has 2 exons.